UCAGGGCUCGGGCUGCCGGCUCCAUGCGCCCCGGGACCCGGCGGUGGCACCAUGAGGAGCGGCUGCAGCAGCGGGGCCAUCCCCGGCCUCCUCCUCCUCCUCCUCCUUCUGGUACUGGGGACCCAAGCGGACAGAGGGGUGGGUCCGCCCGUAUUCGAGUGUGAAGAGAACCAAUUUUUGUGCAGGAACAUGCGUUGUAUACCCAUACUGUGGAGAUGUGAUGAAGAUGAUGAUUGCUACGAUAACAGCGAUGAGGAAGGCUGUAUUAAGAAAUCUUGUGCGGAGAAUGAGUUCACCUGUAACAAUGGACAUUGUGUCCCGGCGCACUGGAAAUGCGAUGGGGAGGAAGAGUGCAUUGACGGAAGUGACGAGUCCGAAGCUACCUGCAGUGCAGUGAAGCCGGUAUGUGCAGCACAGAAAUUUAGUUGCGGGGGAUCAAGCAAUAAGUGCAUCCCGUUGUCAUGGCAAUGUGAUGGAGAGCGAGACUGUGAGAGUGGCAUCGAUGAACGGGGCUGCCCCACAGGUUGUUCCCGUGACGAAUUCCAGUGUGACAACAAGUCCUGCAUUGAUUCCAUCUUUGUGUGCGAUGGCACCAAUAAUUGCGGAGAUGCCAGUGAUGAGAAGAACUGCUCACCGCUAACUUGCAAACCGGGAGAAUUCCGCUGUGGGAAGGGUGGCUGUAUCUCCGAGAAGUGGGUUUGUGAUGGGCAGUCGGACUGUGCCGACGAUUCAGAUGAGUCUGGGGCUCACUGUGGCCUGAAGAGCCAGCCGCAGCCAGUUAUGCAAUGUAAGGAGAAUGAGUUCCGCUGCAGCAAUGGCAAAUGCAUUCACCUUUACUGGAGGUGCGAUGGUGAUGAGGACUGUAAAGACAAAUCUGAUGAGCUUGACUGCCCUGUGGUUACCUGUCGACCUGAUGAAUUCCAGUGCGGUGAUGGGUCCUGCAUACACGGCAUGAAGCAAUGUAACGGACUCCGAGACUGUCUAGACAGCAGCGACGAGGCAGGAUGUCUGAGCGCGGCUGAAUCUCCCUGUGACACAGAAGAACGGUUUCGAUGUAAGAGUGGGGAGUGUAUCGAUAGCAGUAAAGUGUGCGACGCUCACAAGGAUUGCCGAGACUGGUCUGAUGAGCCAUUAGACGAAUGUGGUUUAAAUGAGUGUCUGAUUAACAACGGGGGGUGUUCACACAUUUGCAGAGACCUAAAAGUGGGGCAUGAGUGUGAUUGCCCCUUUGGCUACAAACUGAUGGACAAGAAAACCUGUGGAGACAUUGACGAGUGUGAGAACCCCGAUACCUGCAGCCAAAUCUGUGUUAACUACAAGGGCUCCUAUAAGUGUGAAUGUUACGAGGGAUAUGUGAUGGACAGUGUCUCCAAAACGUGCAAGGUGGAGGGUCAUAGUCCGUAUCUUAUCUUCACCAACCGCCACGAACUGCGUCAGAUUGAUUUGGUGCACAGAGACUACGCUCGUCUGGCUUCACAGCUCAAAAAUGUUGUGUCUCUAGACGUGGAGGUGACGAACAAAAGGAUUUACUGGUGUGACCUCUUCUACCGAGGAAUAUAUAGUGCACCCCUAGACCGAGCUGGGGACCCUGCAGAGCACACGGUGCUGAUCAAUACUCAGUUACACACCCCUGAGGGUCUGGCUGUGGACUGGGUCCAUAAGAACAUUUACUGGACUGACUCUGGGAACAAGACCAUAUCUGUGGCAACCACAGAUGGCUGCAAACGCAAAACACUCUUUAGUAAAGGCAUGAGUGAGCCGAGGUCCAUCACUGUGGAUCCCACUGAAGGGUUCAUGUUCUGGUCAGACUGGGGGGAUCCUGCCAAAAUUGAGAAAGCCGGCUUGAAUGGAGGGGACAGACAGAUCCUGGUUUCCGAUAGUAUUGAGUGGCCGAACGGAAUCGCUUUAGAUCUGCUCACCCGGCGGUUAUAUUGGUUGGAUGCUAAGCUGCACACGAUUUCUAGUGUCGACUUCAAUGGCGCCAAUAGAAAACUUCUAAUUUUCUCAGAAAAUGAACUAAGUCACCCCUAUGGGCUCGCUGUUUUUGAGGAUAAAGUGUUUUGGACAGAUCUGGAGAAUGAAGCCAUCUUCAGUGCAAACAGGCUGACCGGACAGGAAAUCUCCAUCCUUACCGAUAAUUUAAACAACCCCCAUGAUAUUGUUGUUUUUCAUCAGCAAAAACAGCCAAGAGCCAUUGAUGCAUGUAACGAUGGGCCUGUUCCAAAUGGCGGCUGUGAAUACCUGUGUCUGCCUGCCCCUCACAUCACUGCUCAUUCACCGAAAUAUACAUGUGCCUGUCCAGAUGGUGUGGAAUUGGGGCCCGACAUGAGGAGCUGCGGGAAAGUCAUUACAGACGUUACCACUUCUUUGGCUACUGUACCUCCACUUUUGACUACCAGCAAGCCCCCUGCCACAAAUUCCACACCAACUACUCAAAAUAGCCCUGCUGUUCCCCCAUCUCCAAGUAUGGUAACCUCUAUCACAGACACUACCGAGACGGCAAGCAAUCAGUCUGUUCUGACAAGCAGCCACCAAACUACCUCUUCACCCAGCCUUGUGGACAUUAACAUCAAAACUACAAGGAGCAGCAACGUAUCCCAACACUAUGAAAAUGCUAGCUCUGAUCUCCGGUCUACACUCACUGCGGCAGUGAUUGGCGUAGCUGUGCCUGUCGCUGUUCUUGCUCUCCUGUGUCUCUCGGGAUACCUGAUAUGGAGGAAUUGGAAAAGAAAGAACACGAAGAGUAUGAAUUUUGAUAAUCCUGUAUACCGGAAGACUACCGAGGAGGAGGAGGAAGAUGAAGAAGAAAUCCACAUUGGUCGAUCUUCACAGAUUGGACAUGUCUAUCCAGCUCGAGUGGCAUUGAGCGUGGAAGACGAUGGCCUGCCGUGAGAAUCGAAGAGAACUGUUACACAUGAAAUGUCUCAAAUCACUGAUUCUAUAUUUUGCAAGGAAUUAACAAUCCCAUCAAGGAUGAUGUGUGACUUGUCACAGGUCCUGUUCAUCUUGUAUUUACGUUAGAUAUACCACAGAUGCUGCUCUAAAUGUAGACCUAUGUAAUAUGUUGCAAAUCAUAUUCUACUUGCAGUGCUGUGUGACAAUGUCACAGGGCCUGUGAUGUACGCAGUGCUGUGUGACAAUGUCACAGGGCCUGUGAUGUACGCAGUGCUGUGUUACAAUGUCACAGGGCCUGUGAUGUGCGCAGUGCUGUGUGACAAUGUCACAGGGCCUGUGAUGUACGCAGUGCUGUGUUACAAUGUCACAGGGCCUGUGAUGUGCACAGUGCUGUGUGACAAUGUCACAGGGCCAGUGAUGUACGCAGUGCUGUGAGAUGAUGUCACAGGGCCUGUGGUAUACACCGUUUUACAUUAUUUCUAGUAAACAGAGGGCUAUGCAACAUUCACUGAACUUUCUCUACAAACUGUGCUGCGAGACAUUAUGCAGGUCUUUUGCUACAUGCUUUGCUGGUAGAUGUGUUACAUGCAAUGUAGGACAAACACAGAUUACACUCUGCACCUGUACAACAAACUGAACUUUUUCUUAUUUAUUUUACUGAUGGAAAACCACAAAGAUUUAAUGUUUCAAACAUCCAAAGGAUGUGAGAAGUUCUAUGUAUAAUCUUUUAUACAGAUUUUUACUUGAUCCUCGGCCGAGGCUCCCCACUGCUGUCUUUGUAUAUAACAGCCUCCCAGGACAAUCUACCAUUUUAAGAUAUUAUAUUUAUAGACGUUUUUGUACAUACCUUAACAAACUUUGUGGUUCUCUAUCAACCCAUACAUUAAAUGAAUAAUAAAACGUAGGAUUUUUGUAGCAUAUUUAUUAACCUUAGAGGACUGCAGGGAGGGUGACUUUCUGUAAAUAGAUGGAAGGUGAGAGUAUUUAUUUUUUGUAUGUUCCAGGUUUAUAGGUUUGCAUUAGAACCCGGUGUAAAGAUAUGGUUUGUGAUUUCUUAACCAGCUGCCUCUCAUUCAUGAAUAUCCCCCAACAUACUCGAAAAGCAACUUAUUGAGAUGUGCUGCAUCUAAUACAUUUUUUUAUCUAAUAAUUUCAGAAAACUCUGAACUGCAUCUACAUUCAGAAUCAGUAAAGAUUUAUUAAGCCAUGGCUUUAUGGACCGAUUAAUAAGACCCACAAAUAGAGUGCAUUUGACAAUUUAGGGAUCAUUUACAAUAUGGGGAAAAAUGCAAAGUACAAAAUUGUUGCAAAUUACAUACAGCUAACAAUUAGGAAUAUAGCUAUUAUCAUUAUAAACCAGCAUUAUAUUCCGCAGCCCCCUUUAACACAGGAUUCCCAGUGGGAAAGGCUAAUCAUGAUUUAUUUCAAGUUGAAAUAAGCGUUUAAAUUGCAAUACAAGAUGAAAUUAAUGACUAUAAUGAAACUAAUGGUUCAUUCUAUAAAAUGAAUCAUGUAACCUGUAUCACAGCCUUAGACCACUAUUGUAACUAAAGUCUUUAGAAGAAACUUUGGAUCAAGGGUCCUAUCCACUAUGAAGAACAGUAGGGGUAUGCAAUCUUGAAAGAACUGUCACUACCAUUUACAUUGAAAUUACUGUAAUUAAAGCAUUUUAAUCUUCAAUCCUAGUGAUUGCUAGAUCAGACACAUUUGUUUUUGUUUGUUUGUUUAAAGAGAUGGAAGGUAUAUACAUGCCAUAAGGUAUAGUUGGCCCCAAAAUCCUCCGUUGUUUUGGAACUACAGUUUAAAUUAUUUAUAUAGCGCCAACAUACUCCGCAGCACUAUUUAAUAUGUAAUUCCUGGGAGCUGUAUAUCAACUCUACACAGGGAUUUUACUGUUGGUUAUCCCCAGCCUAAGGAUUAAAGAGGUACAUUGAAAUGUACCCAGUCCCUUUUGUUUUGUACAUAUCUUAUGUAUUAACCACUUAAGGACGGAGGCAUUUGUCCAAUUUCUGAACCCAAACAACCUAGAAUUCGAGCUGUAUGACUGUUCAACCAUAAUUGACUUCUUUCAUGUUAAGUGUACCCACACUCAUUUUGUUCAGGAGAAAUAGGGCUUUUAUUUUACAUCAAAUAAUUAUAUAUGAAACCUAAUUAACUAUGAAUACAAUCUACAAAAGUGAGAAAUUAAGCAAUUUUCUUAUUCUCCGUGCAUGGCAUUUUAACUGUUGGUCAUAAUGCUGUUAGCUGUUAUGGCAAUAAAAGACGCACAUUUGUAAGCUGUGAUGACCCACGAGUAAAACCGUACCCCCCCAUGUACAGAUUUAUGAAGUUUUGGAAAGUUACAAUGUCAAAUACUGGGCAUGCAAGUGAAAUAAUCUGUCAUUUCUGCUGGGCUGUUAUUAUAUUAAUAACAGUUACUAAUUAUUAUUAUUAAUUAUAAAUAAUAAAACCCAGACAGUCCCUCUGCAGCCAAUCCAAGUCAUAAUGGCUGCUUUGGAAUGCCUAGGUUGUCCGACAUGUCCCCCAAUUGCGAUCGUCCGCUAUGGUAUGUAUUCGAGCCAGAGGGAAGACCAAAUCGUUGGGGCAUAGCAUGCCCUAAUGUAGGGAUCAGGUUAACACGUGGAAAAUCUUACCGUAAAUAUUGUUCAGUGAAACUUUCCCUUUUGAACUUUUAUUAAAUACUGUGUAAUGUUUCACUCUGUAUAGACUCCCAUGUGGCCCUAGGGUGUAGGGUCAUGGGUCCCCCAUCCAGACCUAAAUCAGCCAUCCCCAUUAUAAAUACCUCUAACAUCAAAGUCAAUUUAAACGAGGUUAAAGGAACACUACAUCAUAGGAGCAUUUCAUAGCUUUUGUGAAUCAGACCUGUCCACUUUUGAUGAUGUAAAAAUUUACUAAAUUAGAAGUUCCCCCUGAUAUUGUAGAUUUAUUAUAUUGGACAUUUGAAAGAUAUAUUUCAACAGUCACAUGGAAUCUCAUCCUGCUGCCUGCAACUACAUUACAUUCUGUUAUUAUGGAGAAUAAAUUUUAGAUAUACACAAAUUGAAAAUAACUUGUAAUUCAGUGAAUAUUCCUGUACAAGGCGAUGAUGACACUUAUAUUACUACAAUCUUUCAACAAAUAUGCAAUAAGCAUCAAUUGAAAAAUGGUAAUAUUGUGUCAAGGUAAACCUGCAAUGCAGGGGUGCCCAGAGGCAGAUACCCUGCUGUUUUUAACUACAAUUCCCUUGAUGCAUUAUGGGAGUUUUAGAAAGGAUCUGCCUUUGGUCAGCUCUGAUAAAAUAUAUAGAAUAUAAGUGCAUGCACUUUUCAUAUUUGUUCCUUAUCACUCAUCUUUCGCCUUGCACCAUUGUCAGUCAUUACAUUGCCUUCCAGUACCCAUUAGGAUUCAUUUCAAGAUACUAACACACCUACAUGUACACAAAUCUCUUAAUAAUGCUACCCCAAAUACUAAUUCACUGAUUCAUAGGUACAUCUCUUCUCGGUCACUCCACUGUACUCCAUUCCUGUAAAACAGACUCUCCCAUCAGAAACUACCCUGGUUUUCAAUCUUAAAGAAACACUAUAGGGUCGGGAACACAAACAUAUAUUUCUGACCCUUUAGUGUUAAAACCACCAUCUAGCCCUCCUGGCCCUCUCUUGCCACCCUAAAUAUAGUAUAAUCUUACUUGUAUUUCGAGCCUGAAGCUGCUGGUUCUGCCUCAGACCUGCAAGCUGUCUGCUGACAUCAUCAGAAGUGUUGUUCUGAGCCAAUCACAAUGCUUCCUCAUAGGAUUGGCUAAGACUGUCAACGGGGCAGAUCAGGGGCAGAGCCAACACAAGUCACACACAGCCCUGGCCAAUCAGCAGCUCCUCGUAGAGAUGAAUUGAAUCAAUGAAUCUCUAUGAGGAAAGUUCAGUGUCUCCAUGCAGAGGGUGGAGACACUGAAUGUUGUGAUGCACACUAGGCAAGACUGAGAAAUGAAGCAGCUCUAGCAGCCAUUAUACCAGUUCAGGCAUUUUGAACUUAAAUUGUAAAUUCACUUUGAAUUCUCACUUUUGUGAAUAACUUCGCAAAAUUGUAAAGUGCUGCAGAACAUGACGAUGCUAUUUAAAUGACUAAUAAUAAUGAAUGCCUUAUUAUAUCACUGAUCAAACUUGACUAUUUCCAAAUAAUAACCAUUCUGACUGUAUCUGUUUGUAGAGUUCAUCUGUAAAUAAGAAUAUAAAACGUAAUAAAUACCAUUAAUAAUACGAAUAUUAAUAAGUAAUGGAAAAUCUGAUAGUAAUAUAUACAUUAUAAUACUAGUCUCUUAAAGCAACUGUUGGCAUUAGAAAUAAAUACAGGUGUACGUUUAUUCACUAAACUGUAAGUUGUUGGAAAUUGCAAAAUAAUAGGAGUUCCUGUUUUUGGGAAUGCUGGCAAUCCGUUCUCGAACCUCUAGACAAAUACAGCUUAAUGUUACCGCAACUGUUUGGCAGUUGCUCUUAACCAUGUUUGAUGAGAUUAGAUAUUGUUUAACAGUGUAUUAUACAAACACAUUUAACAAACUUAACACUGAGAGAGUCCUCAUUUAGAAAUAAGCCCAACCAGUGCUUUAUGCUUGUACAGAAAUGAGGACAGAGACAAUUCUAGGGUUCUUACAGAAUGUAUAUAAAUAUCGGUGCUUGGUAACUAUACUCCCGUUUCUGGUUGAAUGGAAGCCUGGAAAUGUUUGCUGGAAGUUUAGUUAACAAGUGCCAAACUAUCUAUUCCUCUCUUUUGAAGUAGUAAUUGAUAUACUGAUUAUAUAUUAAUAGUUUGAGAUUUAUAAAAAUGGACGAAUCAGCAGGAACAUUCAUUCGUUCCACUGGUGAUUGCUUCAGUUAUAGCACAUCUCCGUCAGUGAAACUUUUCAUACGUCUCUGGAAUUAUAAAUAGGUUUAGAGGCUUAAAACAGUCUUGUAUGUUCUGCAGGCAUUUCACUUUAUUGAGGUGAAUACAAGCCUUAUAUCUUUUGCUCCCCGAGGAAAAGAAAUAAAAUAAUUAUGAACAAUUUAACUCCCAAAAAAUCUAAUCGAUAAAUCCGUCAAACAGGCGCUUAGAGCUUAUAUAUUGGUGUGAUGAUCCCCAAUAUAUGAUUAACAGCUACAAUACUCAUGUGGGUUUAACUUGCUUGCAAAAUGGAUUUAGGGGGACGGAUUAAAAUAUUUUAACAUGUAAAGUGAAUUGACAUUUUUAAUAUUGACUGUAUCUUUGAAGAAAGGCAUUAGGUAAAGUACAAGCUUUGACAAUGUUUUGAGUUCCAUUGCUGUUUUUUGCUGAGGAUUCCUACUUUGGUUAGGCCUCAAGUAGACCACAGGUGAGAAGACAUUUGGAGUUAUCCGUUCAUCUCUGGUCAUAGUGACUAAAUCUGCUGAUCUUUGUAUGUGACUGGAUACACUGUAUAAAUAUUAACACUUUUAAAGCCAUAGAAUCUUAGAAUUAAGGAUGUGAGUACUUUAAAUUUGCCUUCAUGAAACACUUGACAGACAUUCAGUGCAGACUCUGAUACUUAGACUGUUGGGCAAAUUAAGGCUUUUUCUUGAAUCGCAAGUGAAGACAUUUGAGAUUUUCCUCUGUUAAAUGCAUAUGUCAUAUUACAACGGCUCAUUUCCUAGAAAUCGCUGUAGUUUUAUAUAGUUAAUGGGUUUUCCCCCCACUUUUCAUUAAUGAUUGAGAUGUUUAUAAAAGAAUGUUUGUUGCAUAGCCAGUCUAUUGUGGGCUUCCAACACAGCCUGCCUGCAAUAAACCGGUCCAUAUCAUACUCUGGAUCUAAAAAUGACUCCAGCAGAGCACAGAAUUUAUCAGAACUGCUGAAAUGGGUGUGUGUAUAUUUAUGUUUGUGAGUGUGACUGUACAUUGCUGUGUGUGUGUACACUGAAAUAUCCACACACAGAAAUACUAUACAAAACAGUGUGUGAAUGCAUUGCAGGCUGGCCUGGAAUCGUAUGUGAGGGGCAAGUUAAGCUGUCCUAAUCAACAGUGAUAAAACUCAACCAAAGCUGUUCAUAUUUUUUAAAUAAAGGUUGAAUUUCUGGUGUAUGUUUUUAUAACAAGUCCCGACCUGUGCCCUCAGGCUCACAGACUCUUAAUCCCCCUUUAUCCUUCGUAUUAAGACGUUGGAAAAUAAUUUAACCCCUCCACCCACUACCACCAAUUCCCCUUGGUCACAGUCAGGCAUGUUUGCAAGCAGUCUGCUGACUGGUUUAAGUUUCCUGUGUGCUAAGGUUUAUUAUGAUGGUGGGGUUAGCAAACUACAUCUGUACAUAUGUUCCAUGUCUUAACCCUUAUUUUUAACUUGUUGUACAAUACCUGUUUCUACAUAGAUA
Pelobates fuscus (common spadefoot toad) is the source of this 9221-nucleotide messenger RNA. RefSeq names its product LDL receptor related protein 8 (gene LRP8). The record is from RefSeq and is a predicted model, not a curated record. Gene Ontology annotation, biological process: ventral spinal cord development. Gene Ontology annotation, molecular function: protein binding; calcium ion binding. The transcript has 19 exons. Bases 52 to 2892 code for a protein of 946 amino acids. Gene Ontology annotation, cellular component: caveola; plasma membrane. NCBI's taxonomy places the organism in Eukaryota, Metazoa, Chordata, Amphibia, Anura, Pelobatidae.